Molecule: messenger RNA, 2030 nt
Organism: Syzygium oleosum
Lineage: Eukaryota; Viridiplantae; Streptophyta; Magnoliopsida; Myrtales; Myrtaceae
Product: UDP-glycosyltransferase 88F3-like
Exons: 1
Coding region: 195-1451 (418 amino acids)
Molecular function (GO): UDP-glycosyltransferase activity
Source: RefSeq, a predicted model, not a curated record
CUCCCUCCCUGACAAGAAGAAAAUGCAAGAAACCAUAGCACUGUAUGCAGCCCCUGCUUUACACCACAUGGUGUCCAUGGUGGAGCUUGGGAAGCUGAUUCUGCAUUAUCACCCACAAUUCACCCUCACAGUUCUGGUUGCAGCGAUGCCAGCAACGGCCAGCGCUACCACCUCCUACAUCGAUCGAAUCUAUAAUGAGACCAAUCUUCCUAUAUCCUUCUUCCAUCUCCCUCCUGUCCAUUUACCAGUCCGUCAACCAAGUGGAUAUCGCUUUCGAAUUUAUGAGGCUCAACAUCCCGGGUGUUCGGGAUGCCCUCCAAAACAUCUCUGCCGACUGCGCAGUUCGCGCACUUAUAACUUCAGCCUUCCACAUCCCACAUCAUUUUCUUCAAAUUCCUACUUAUUUUUACUUCACAUCUUGUGUUUCUGUUCUAUCUUUUUUCUUGCAGUUGCCUGCCAUCCACAACCAGACAAGCAAGAGCUUUGGAGCCUUGGAGGACACCGUCUUGCACUUACCGGGCCUUCCUACCAUAAGAGCCUCUCUCCUACCUGAACCAUUACUUGAUCGCAAUGCUUCCACCUAUCAUCACUUCCUUGAUUCUGCUCGAUCUUUGCCCAAAUUUCAGGGGCUUAUAGUUAACACCUUUAACUUGCUUGAGCCAGAUGCAAUCAAGGCUGUUGCAGAUGGUGUUUAUGUUCCAGACGGCACGACUCCACCUCUCUAUUGUAUUGGGCCACUCAUAGCAGACGAAAAAGAUCGCACUAUUGGCCGUGUUGCUUCGCCAGAUGUAUCAACAGUGCCUGUCAAUGAAUGUUUGUGCUGGCUAGACUUGCAGCCAAGCAGAAGUGUUGUCUUCUUGUGUUUUGGCAGUCGGGGUGCAUUCGAUAGUGCACAAGUGAAGGAGAUUGCUCUUGGGUUGGAGAGAAGCGAGCAACGGUUCUUGUGGGUGGUGAGAAAUCCACCACCAAGUAUUGCAACCGAGCCAGAUUUAGACCACCUUCUGCCUCAAGGGUUCUUGGAAAGGACCCAGGACAAGGGUCUAGUAAUAAAGUCUUGGGCACCACAAGCUGCCAUACUUAAGCAUGAAUCAGUGGGGGGAUUCGUGACUCAUUGCGGGUGGAACUCGGUGUUAGAAGCAGUGAGUUCUGGGGUUCCGAUGGUGGCUUGGCCAUUGUAUGCAGAGCAGCGCAUGAACAGCGCGGUCCUUGUGGAGAAAAUGAAGCUGGCGGUGCCGAUCAGCGAGUCCAUAUGGUCAUAUGAAAAAGGAAAAGAGGGGGAAUUCAUGGUUAGUGCAGAGGAAGUGGAGAAAAGGGUAAGGCAGUUGAUAAUGGAGGUGAAUAUGAGAGAGAGGAGCGCCGAGACGAAGGAGAGAGGCAUCGCGGCUUGGACCGAGGGCGGUUCCUCCUCCUUAGCAUUGUCCCAAAUGGUGGGUUCAUGGAACCAAGGCUGACUACUGCUUUAAAGUGUAAGGGUUGCUCCUUGAGAGAGAAUGAUAUUUUCUGCUUCAUCUCUUGAGGAUGACUGAUUCCUAAUCGUGGUAUUGCCGUAGGAUGAAUGAAUAAAUGCUGUCGAAGUUUGCAUUCCGAGAAGUCGAUCGCAUUACCUUUUUGCUGCUUGAUGUGUUGGCUUGCCGCGAUCUGCUGCACUUUGUUAGAUCCUCUCGUGUUUAAGCACGCCGACCUUUCUGUUAGCCUUGAUGUUGGGCUUGGAAGAGAAUCAACCCAACCUAAAGCAAAAGUACUGUUACGUAGGGUUUUGGCUUAUUCUUUUCAGAUGUGAGAGAGAGAGAGAGAGAGAGAGUUUUUGAUACCAGAUUGAGUUUGCGAAUUAAGAUGGCUGGGAUUUUGCCCCAAAACAAGUUCGCAAAUUUAGGAUUCAAGCCAUCGAUUUUGAGCUAAUUUGUGGAGUUCGAGCAAAUCGUGAAGCUUGAUCAGCAUUUCGAGCUCGUAAAUUAAGGUUUCAAAUCGUGGAUUUUGAAGCGAAUUGAGCAAAUACUCAAAUUAUAAUUGGAGCAAAGCAAUGAAAUUUU